AUGGCCUCAGCUGAACUUGAGGCAGUACAGAUCUGGGUGAUCUCCGCUGACCAGACCAUUCCUCUGCGUCACUCCGUUCUCUGGCCUGACCAUCCCUCGUCUUAUGUCCGUAUUCCAGAGGACGAUCUCGCAUACCAUUAUGCAGCAUUCAUCCCCUCCCGUGACGAACCCGUGGCUGUCAUAUCUGUCUUCAAAGAGUCCUUGCCGGCUCUGCCAGUGUCGUCCUCCAAAGCUGCGGAAAGCCGGGAGACUUACAGCAAUGCGGCUCGUUUCCGCAAGUUUGCUUGUGACCCAUCGUACCAAGGUCGCGGUAUUGGCACGAAGCUUUUGGAGUACGUAUUCUGCACCGCGCGUGCAGAAUUGUCAUGCGGCACGGUCUGGUGCGAUGCGCGGGUGUCGACUGUGCCGUGGUAUGAACGGAGAGGUAUGACACCAUUUGGAGAAAUAUUUAUAAAGAGCGGCAUGGAAUACAUUCGAAUGCAGCGGCGUUUGCCUGAUUGA
This is a messenger RNA of Sparassis crispa, 501 nucleotides long. RefSeq lists its product as hypothetical. NCBI's taxonomy places the organism in Eukaryota, Fungi, Basidiomycota, Agaricomycetes, Polyporales, Sparassidaceae. Gene Ontology annotation, molecular function: acyltransferase activity, transferring groups other than amino-acyl groups. The transcript has 2 exons. The coding region runs from base 1 to 501 and encodes 166 amino acids. The record is from RefSeq and is a predicted model, not a curated record.